Acanthopagrus latus (yellowfin seabream) is the source of this 4020-nucleotide messenger RNA. It is a transcript of the gene tbck, whose product is annotated as TBC1 domain containing kinase. The transcript is spliced from 26 exons. Lineage: Eukaryota; Metazoa; Chordata; Actinopteri; Spariformes; Sparidae. Gene Ontology annotation, molecular function: ATP binding; protein kinase activity. The record is from RefSeq and is a predicted model, not a curated record. Bases 274 to 2940 code for a protein of 888 amino acids. Gene Ontology annotation, biological process: protein phosphorylation.
GAAAUCGAAGGGCAAUUUUGUUGAGGAUUUGAAAUAGUUUUGUUUCCUUUAACCUCCGCAUUUCGUUAUAUUAUUAAAAAAAAGUGUCUUCUAGGCAACACUGUGUCGCACAAAAAUAACGUCGUCGGUCACGUUCGCUCAGCUGUUCACAUCGCAUCGCUGAGGCAGGAAAGGAAUUUAUUUCAAACAUAUCUCUUUAUCCAUAAUUUAAAAUUCAUUGAGUCGACAUGACCGUACAACCUUUCCAUUAAGCUUCAUCCUGCCGGUGGUAAGAUGAGGCCCCUGAAAGACGCCCAGCUGGGGGCCUUCACUUUCUUUGCCUCAGCUCUCCCUCAUGAUGUCUGUGGGAGCAAUGGCCUCCCUCUGACCCCCAACUCUAUCAAAAUCCUGGGACGCUUCCAGAUCCUCAAGACUGUCACUCACCCCAGACUCUGUCAGUAUGUGGACAUCUCCAGAGGGAAACACGAACGGCUGAUAGUUGUUGCUGAACACUAUGAAAGCAGUUUAAGUGACUUCCAAAAACAAGGGAAAACAGCCAGCCCAGAGAAAGUGCUGCAGAUAGCCUAUGAGGUCCUUGAAGGUCUUGAGUUCAUGAACAAACACGGCAUGGUGCACAGAGCCCUCAGCGCACACAAUGUGCUCAUGGACUGCAAGGGGAAUGUCAAGCUGGCGAAGUUUGGCCUUUAUCACAUGACUGAUCAUGGAGCCGAUGUAGAUUUUCCCAUUGGGUACCCAUCAUAUCUAGCUCCAGAGGUGAUUGCUCAAGGCUCCUUCCACCCCAGUGACUCUUCCCAUGAUGAAGCUCCCCUGCCUUCAGGACCCAAGACUGACGUCUGGUCUCUGGGGGUUUUGCUCUUUGAAUUGUGUGCAGGCCGACGACUGCUGCAGAAUAUUGAUAUAAGUGAGAGACUGAAAUUCAUUCUAACCUUGGGUUGCAUGGACGAUAUUGUCACUGUCCUUGCUGAGGAACACGGUUGUCUGGAUACAAUUAAGGAGCUGCCUGAGAAUGUUCUCGAGUUAUUAAGGAAAUGCUUGACUUUUCUUCCAUCCAAAAGGGCGACCCCUGCAGAACUGCUGGGAGACCCUGUGUUUAAUGGCGUUUCCUGCCUAUACACACCCUUCCAGAAGCCUGUUAGCCUGUUCUCUUCAUCUCUGCGCUGUGCACAUCUGGAGCUCCCAGAGGACAUCAGUGACCUUUGCAAAGACGAUGACGAAGACUACUUGUCGGAGCGGGCCAUAGAUGAGGUGUACCAUCUGUGGUGUCUGGCGGGGGGAGACCUUGAGAAGGAGCUUACCAACAAGGAAAUCAUACAGUCCAAACCUCCAAUCUGCACGCUGCCCAAUUUUGUCUUGGAAGAUGGUGAAUCAUUCGGCCAGGGAAGGGAUCGGAGUUUCUUGCUUGACGACACUACAGUGACGCUGUCCCUGUGCCAGCUUAGAAAUAGACUGAAGGAUGUAGCAGGAGAAGCAUAUUACCCUCUGCUGGAAGACGAACAGUCAAGUCUGCCCCAGUCCAACAGCAGCAAUGAGCUGUCGGCCACCGUCACGCUGCCGCUCAUCAUCCGCGAGAGAGACACCGAAUACCAACUCAUCCGCAUCAUCCUCUUUGACAGGCUGCUCAAGGCCUAUCCUUACAAGAAGAACCUGGUGUGGAAAGAGGCCAGAGUGGAUAUUCCUCCCCUUGUUCGAGGUCUGGCCUGGGCAGGACUGCUGGGCAUUGAGGGAGAUAUUCAAGCCAAAUACGAGAGCAUUGACAAGGACACGCCUAUACCAACAGACAGACAGAUCGAGGUGGACAUCCCCCGCUGUCAUCAGUACGAUGAGCUGCUGUCGUCUCCUCAGGGCCACAUCAAGUUCAGACGUGUGUUGAAAGCCUGGGUGGUCUCCCACCCUGACCUGGUCUACUGGCAGGGUUUGGAUUCACUUUGUGCCCCAUUCCUCUACUUGAAUUUCAAUUAUGAAGCCCUGGCAUACGCCUGCAUGUCUGCCUUCAUCCCCAAAUACUUGUACAACUUCUUCCUGAAGGACAACUCUCAUGUUAUUCAAGAGUAUUUGACUGUCUUCUCCCAAAUGAUUGCCUUCCACGACCCAGAGCUAAGCAACCAUCUUAAUGAGAUUGGCUUCAUCCCAGAUCUGUAUGCUAUUCCAUGGUUCCUGACUAUGUUUACACAUGUGUUCCCGCUGCACAAGAUCUUCCACCUGUGGGACACACUGCUGCUGGGUAACUCCUCAUUUCCCUUCUGUAUCGGCGUGGCCAUAUUGCAGCAGCUCAGGGACCGUCUCCUGGCUAAUGGCUUCAAUGAGUGUAUCCUGCUCUUCUCUGACCUGCCAGAAAUUGACAUUGAGCGCUGUGUUCGUGAAUCCAUCACCCUCUUCUGCUGGACUCCAAAGAGCGCGACAUACCGUCAACAUGCUCAGCCGCCGAAGGCUGCUUGUGACAAUGGCUUUGGGAAAACGGCAACGUACUACUCGUCUGACUAUCAGGACAUGCCCAAGACAGACCUGUCUCGGGAGCCUCUAGCGCUGUGUGACCUGAAAGCAGAAGUGUCUCCCCGGAUCUCGGCCGAGGACUUAAUCGACCUCUGUGAACUGUCACUGGCCGGGCCUGCCAAAAGGACCAAAACCGGCAAGCCCAAAAUCAUCGCCGUCGACAUCCGCAGCAUGGAGGACUUCAGCAGAGGCCAUAUUUCGGGCAGCAUCAACAUCCCCUUCAGCACGGCGUUCGGCCCCGAUGGUGAGCUGCUGCAGUGUCCUGCAACAGGAGUCCUGCAGAACUACAGAGGACGCGUCAUCGUGGUCAUCAGCCACGUCAUGAAGAGCGCCGCUAUGUUUGCAUCACACCUGGUGAAGGUAAAUUUCCCACGGGUGUGCAUCCUGGAUGGAGGGAUCAACAAGCUGAAGCCCACCGGCCUCCUGACGGUCCCCUCCCCCCAGAUCUGACCCUGUACCUCAGCUUCACAUUGACGAGAGGAAAGACUGUUUAUCGCAUUUUGAGCUGAAAAAAAAAAAAGAAAAACCACAAAAUUUUAUUCAGACUUUUUUUAUUCAUUCUAAUUAAACUGUGAUGCAAAAUGACAAAGCUGCAGUGAAAUGAUCGCCGUCAAAACAAGUAUGAUUGAAUCGAUUUUUCUGGAACAGCUGCUAUGUGUUGUAGUAGCUUUGCACUGAUAAAUUGAGCUGUCUGUGACCAAUAUAAAUACCGUGAUGUAUGUCGGAGCUCAGCGGCGCUUUAUUAGCUAUGCCUGUAUGAUCUAAUGCAAUCCAAUACAGCUGCUCUGCCGUAAAGACUACUUUUAUUAUGUCUGUCAUGUUCUGUCUAUCUGACACCGGGGUCAACUCAAUCGUAUCUUUAGCUGUGACAAGGUCAUAGUUGCAGAAGAAUUGUACCUGACUGCUUAACACUCAGAGGUGUUUCUAACAUUCUGCCCCCAGCUAAGUAGGUAGCACAAAAAAAUUAGAGUACCACCUUUAAAGGUCAUAUUGAUAUAUAUUUAUUAAACUAGAAGAGAGGAGAAGCAGAAAUGUGCAGAAUUAAAAAAAAAAUCUCUUUUCCAUAAAAACAUUAUAAUGAUUGUGAAUCAACAACUUUGCAAUGGUAGAGAGUUGGUUCCAGGUUAUGACAAGGUUUGUCAUCGCAUGGCCUCUGUGAUUUGCCAGCGAUCAACAAUCGACAGGUAGUUGGCAGUCUGUGGAAAAAAGAAAUGGUGACAUGUUGAACAUCAUAAAGUUCAUAAAGGUAUUUAUGGCUGUUGUAUUUGAAUUGUAACAGAUAGUGCAAGUGCGCCAAAUAAAGCAGCCACUGAGUGUGUGUGUGUGUGUGCGCACGUGUGUGAGAAAUAAUAAAAAAUAACAGUGAUUUGUGUAUUUUAUUGAUUUGAUAACUAGUAUUUGCAUUUACCUUGUUUACAUGUCACUGAAUUGUCUUUGCUAUACUUACAGUUAUAUGUAUUUGCCAUGUUGUAGCAAUUGAUUAUCAUCAUGUUACACUUGUUUACAAUAAAACUAUCUCAUAAAUCUGGA